CUGCUUUCCUCCCUUGCUCUGUGCCUUCGGGAAAGAAGGAAGCUAGUAUUUACUACGUGCUUGCUCAGUAUCAGACUCCUCCCGGUGCUUUAAAUACUCUGUCAUCCUCCCAACCCGCUGUGACGUUGGGGGUUAUUAUCCCCAUUUCACAGAUAAGGAAGGGUCAGAGAGGUGAAGUGACUUGCCUAAGGUCACAGUGCAUCUGGGUGAGCAAGGGAAGGGCAGGGAAGGUGGGCUGGGCUGGGUUGGCAGAGGCCUGGCCUCCGGUUUUGUUUUGGUUUUUCCUUGACCCCGAGCAGCAGGCAGUUCAAGGUGUGCUGUGUGAGGGAGACAGCAGGCAGAGCCGUCUCCUGGGACUCGUGCGCCACCGCCUGAAACAUGGUGGCCAGGAACACGCUCUCUUCCUGUACACGCACCGGAGGAUGGCCAUUACCGGGGACGAUGUCUCUUUGGACCAGAUAGUGCCGGUCUCACGGGAUUUCACGCUGGAAGAAGUGUCCCUGGAUGGUGAACUCUACAUUCUCGGCUCAGAUGUGACUGUCCAGCUGGACACUGCAGAGCUCAGCCUCGUAUUCCAGCUACCUUUUGGUUCACACACCAGGAUGUUCCUCCAAGAAGUUGCCAGCGCCUGUCCAGGUUGCGACCCGGCGACCCCGGAUCCUGAAUUCCUGUGGCUGUCGGUAUACAGGUGCACCCGGCUGGAGCCCGAUCCGCCCACGCCGCUCGGUUGGAACUCCGCCCCGGGCCCCCGGCCGCCAUGCGCCGGAAUUGGCGGAGGCAGGUAUCCGUCUCGAAAGGGGCGGUGGAGAUUGGAGGAAGUGCCUGCGGGGGCGGUCUCAUUAUUGUUGGGGGGCGGGGCUAUGGAGAGUAUCGGCCUUCGAUUGGUGGAGGUGGCACGCGGGGGCGGGCCCUUCUGGGGGCGGAGCGGGCAGCGCGGGGGGCGGUGCGAGCGGCGUGAUGAAGAGCUUGAAGAAACUGGCUGGGAAAUGUCCGCCGCCUCAGGCUCUCGGGAGUGCGACUCUGCAGGUGUUUUUGACUUUGAUGAUUCAAGGUCAGAUGGGAAAGGCAUGCUUGUGGACCAAAGCUCUUGGGGUCAGGAUACAGCAGACAACUUGCUCACAAGACAGAAUAAAUCCAAGUCUGACAUCAUUAACAUGGUGCACUCCUCCACUAUCACAGUAUCAGACAAGGCUCAUAUUUUAUCAAUUCAGAAGUUCGGACUGCGAGAUACAAUAGUGAAAUCACAUCUGGUGCAGAGAGAAGAGGAUUAUACCUAUAUCCAGAACUUCAGGUUUUUUGUGGGAACGUACAAUGUGAAUGGCCAGUCCCCCAAAGAAUGCCUCCGGCCCUGGCUAAGCCAUGGCAUUGAGGCCCCAGAUGUGUACUGUGUAGGGUUCCAGGAGCUUGACCUGAGUAAGGAGGCCUUUUUCUUCCAUGAUACCCCAAAGGAAGAAGAGUGGUUUAAAGCUGUAUCAGAAGGUCUUCAUCCAGAUGCCAAAUACGCAAAGGUGAAGCUCAUCCGACUGGUCGGGAUUAUGCUGCUGUUGUACGUCAAACAGGAACACGCGGCGCACAUCUCCGAGGUGGAAGCUGAGACCGUGGGGACAGGAAUCAUGGGGAGGAUGGGCAACAAGGGAGGAGUGGCCAUCCGGUUCCAGCUCCACAACACCAGUAUCUGUGUCGUGAACUCUCACCUGGCAGCCCACACAGAAGAGUGUGAGAGGAGGAACCAGGACUAUAAAGACAUCUGUUCUCGAAUGCAGUUUUGUCAGGCUGACCCAAGCCUCCCCCCUCUCACCAUCAGCAAGCACGAUGUGAUCUUGUGGCUGGGGGACCUCAACUACAGGAUAGAAGAGCUGGAUGUGGAAACGGUGAAAAAGCUCAUCGAGGAGAAAGCCUUCCAGACGCUGUAUGCAUAUGAUCAGCUGAAAACUCAGGUCACGGCCAAGACUGUCUUCGAAGGCUUCACUGAAGGCGAGCUCACGUUCCAGCCCACGUAUAAGUAUGAUACUGGCUCCGACGACUGGGACACCAGUGAGAAGUGUCGUGCUCCUGCCUGGUGUGACCGGGUCCUCUGGAAAGGGAAGAACAUCACUCAGCUGAGUUACCAGAGCCACAUGGCCCUGAAGACCAGUGACCACAAGCCUGUCAGCUCAGUGUUUGACAUUGGGGUGAAGGUGGUCAAUGAAGAACGUUACCGGAAGACUCUGGAGGAGAUUGUUCGCUCCCUGGAUAAGAUGGAAAAUGCCAACAUUCCUUCUGUGUUCCUUUCUAAGCGAGAGUUCUGUUUUCAGAAUGUGAAGUACAUGCAGUUACAAGUACAGUCCUUUAUAAUCCAUAAUGGACAAGUGCCAUGUCAGUUUGAGUUCAUCAACAAGCCUGACGAAGAGUCCUACUGUAAGCAGUGGCUGAAUGCCAACCCCAGCAGAGGCUUCCUCCUGCCAGAUUCUGCCAUUGAGAUCGAACUGGAGCUAUUUGUAAAUAAGACCACGGCUACAAAGCUCAACUCAGGUGAAGACAAAAUUGAAGACAUUCUGGUUUUGCACUUGGACAGGGGAAAGGAUUACUUUUUGUCCGUGACAGGGAACUACCUGCCCAGCUGUUUUGGAUCUCCCAUCCAUACACUGUGCUACAUGAGGGAGCCAAUCUUGGACCUGCCGCUUGAAACUAUUAGAGAGCUGACUCUGAUGCCACUACAGACUGAAGAUGAUGGGAUCCAGUUGGAGAACCCCAUGGGGAUCCCCAAAGAGCUCUGGAUGAUGGUUGAUUACCUGUACCAAAAUGCUAUCCAGCAGGAAGAUCUGUUUCAGCAGCCAGGCCUGAGGUCAGAAUUUGAGCAUAUCAGGGACUGUUUGGAUACUGGAAUGAUUGAUGCCCUCUCCGCCAACAAUCAUUCUGUGGCUGAAGCCCUGCUGCUUUUCCUGGAGAGCCUGCCAGAGCCUGUCAUCUGCUACAGCGCCUACCAUAACUGCUUGGAGUGUUCUGGCAGCUACACAGCAAGUAAACAGGUCAUUUCUACCCUCCCCACAUUCCACCAAAAUGUCUUCAACUACUUGAUGGCGUUUUUGCGAGAAUUACUGAAAAAAUCAGCAAAAAAUCAUUUGGAUGAGAAUAUUCUAGCUAGCAUAUUUGGCAGCUUACUGCUUCGAAACCCAGCUGGUCACCAAAAGCUUGACAUGGCAGAGAAGAAGAAGGCUCAAGAAUUUAUUCACCAGUUCCUCUGCAACUUACCCUGAGCCUAUCUCCUCUCCUAUUUUAUUUGAGGCAGCCGAUUACCAGCCCCACCUGUUUCAGAUCAAGAAGAUAUGAGGGUUCUUGGAAGCAAAAGCGGCAGCUGCCUGUUUUCCUGAGCCCAGACCCCCCCAACCCCCCGUUGCUGUCACACUCAUUGGUACUGUGAGUCGUGAAGACCUGGGGGGAAUCCACCACAAUAAAACUGACAGUCAGUGUUCAGCUUUAGUUAUUUAACACAGAUCUAUUUUUAAAAAUUUUAAAGAUGUUUAAAUAACUGUACUUCUUGUGCUCACUCAGCCAGCCUUCCUCCAGGGCAUUGUCAGUGCCUUCCCUGUAGCCUGGGCCGAGCUCCCCAUGAUCAGAUAUUUGAACAAACUUUGGGGUCCUGAAGGGAGAAUGAAUUGGACAGCAAGAAUGCAAAUGGGAUCUGCUGGGUAAACAGGUCACAGCCACCCCAGAUGCUUCCAGUUCUCUAAGCGCAUGUGUAUAUGUAUGUACAAAGCCUACCCCCCUUCCUACUCAGAUGUGGCUCAACAGCUCUGGGGCUGGCACUCAGCCUCUGAGGGCAAUACAGUGGCUUGAAAAUGAAAAUACUGAAGAAAUUGGUGUUGUGGUGAAACAAAUGGGAUUUUCUGGGUCAGCAAAUCCUCUAAACUGUAUAUGAUGCAUCCCCUUUCUCAUAUGUGUAAUAUAUUUUAAUGAUAAAUGUAUUUUUAACAGUG
Molecule: messenger RNA, 3956 nt
Organism: Panthera uncia (snow leopard)
Lineage: Eukaryota; Metazoa; Chordata; Mammalia; Carnivora; Felidae
Gene: INPP5B
Product: inositol polyphosphate-5-phosphatase B
Biological process (GO): phosphatidylinositol dephosphorylation; signal transduction
Cellular component (GO): cytosol; membrane
Molecular function (GO): phosphatidylinositol-4,5-bisphosphate 5-phosphatase activity; inositol-1,4,5-trisphosphate 5-phosphatase activity
Source: RefSeq, a predicted model, not a curated record